UUAUGGUUAUCAAAAUUAAGGAAAAACAUAUUUUUAGUUGAUAAAUUUAAUUGUGAAAAAAAGAGCUUUUAGGGAAGCCCAAUCUUCAAAGGGAUGACAGCCAAGGGGAAAAUUAAGUGUUGUUCGAGAAAUGAGAGAGCAUCCAAUAUUCUGUUCGUCACAAACAACAAUUGGUAUUUAUAACAUGAUCACAACUACAAGUACAUAUGUAUGUAUAAGCAUACUAUGUAUGUAUUCUAAUUUAGUGUGCAGACUAUGGCACGUGUCAGGCAGUUCAACUGUGGGUGAAAUCAGCAUAGAUUAAAAUUAAAAAUCAGAAAUACUUAUGAACAUAUGUAGUAUAUUUGAUUAAAAUAAACAUUUUUGCAAAGAAAAUACCAAUCGCAGAAAAUGGGAAAUUAAAAAAAAAAGACAAAAUUAAGACUGUAAACAUAACUAACGUGUUGCCGCCAUUCACAGGACACCCGACAUCAGCGCGGAUUCGGAAGAGAGCAGGACUCCCCAACAUGUGGAGCAUGAGUGUGUGUGUGUGUGUGUGGGGCCCGAGCGUAUAAAUAGCCGAGUGCCCCACAGGAUUCGCUUUUUCGCUCGGAUGCCACCAACUCAGCAGCAGGCGAGCGCGCUCCCGCCAGGCGCCUGAUAGAAAACCUAUUAUUUUGCGCAGCUAACGAGCCUUUUUGUUGCCACAUUGAGAUGCCACAGCAGUGCUAGGGGACGGGACGGAUACCAGCAAAGAUGGAGACCGCCACGGGCUACCAGGAUAUUAGCGCCCUGGAAAAAUCGGUGGCCAAUGCUGGCUCCCAGCUGUACACGAUGGCCCACAAGCUACACGCGGUGGAGCGCAGCCUGGAGCAGACCACGAUGGAGCAGAUGGACGAGAUGGAGGUGAUGGAACUGCUCGAGUCCAUGACCGAGGUGAAGAACGAGUACCAAAAUCUGCGCAAAGACAUCCAGGAGGUGCAGCAGCUGCAGCGUGACGUCAGCACCUCGAUACGCUUUCAGAUGCGCAGCAUGCAGCAGACGUUCCAGAUGCUCAAGAAGCGGAUUGCCACCUCCCAGGAGCAGAAGCAAAAGAAACAGCGCCAGCAGCCGCGCACCAACACCACCACCGAACUCCCCGCCAUCGGAGCGGCCAAUGAACAGUAGGCGGGGGACCCACUAGGACUGGGGCUAAGGGUUGGGGUUGUGGCCUGGGCCAUUUAUGAAUAUUCCAUGGGUUUUAUUGAUUGCCCAGCUGCUAGUUAGCUAACCCCAAACAAAACCUCAAACAAAGCCCCAACCCAAUCCCAAAGCAAAGCAAACUGCUGAAAGAAAUGUGUCAAAUCUGGUGGAGGGAGUGGGACACUACCGACCACCAAUCAAAUGCAAUCAACUGAGUGAUGGGGGCACUGGAUACUAGAUAUUGAUAUCAGAAGCAACACCAAGCAUUUAGACUCGGAACAGAAACAGAAACAGAUCCUCUACUUUAUAUACACGGAAAACACACACACACACACACCAACAGAGAACGUGUAUCCUAUAUCCCUGUUAGGACUUAGUGUAAGCGCAAAAGCACUACUUUAUGAUGCAAGGAAAACCAAAUGUCUGAUACCAUUUGAAUGAGAAUGCACUUUUUCAAAAUUUGCCUUAACAUAAUCGUAUUGUAUUGUACUAAUUUUUGAUACGACACGUUUUAAAGUACAUACAAAACAUAUAUAUGUACAUACUCGUAUAUUAAUUAGUCUUAGGCGUAUCAUUCUCAUUUCUAAUUAAUGAUACACAAUUGCAACCUAUUUUUGGCUAGUUUGUUCGUUUUUGGAAUAUUUGUUAAUAGAUUGUAUAAGCCAGAAAUUAGAAAAUUAAACACUUAGAAGGCUCACCAA
Messenger RNA from Drosophila pseudoobscura, 1862 nucleotides. RefSeq lists its product as uncharacterized. The transcript is spliced from 3 exons. The record is from RefSeq and is a predicted model, not a curated record. The coding region runs from base 736 to 1146 and encodes 136 amino acids. NCBI's taxonomy places the organism in Eukaryota, Metazoa, Arthropoda, Insecta, Diptera, Drosophilidae.